Molecule: messenger RNA, 1340 nt
Organism: Amaranthus tricolor (Joseph's coat)
Lineage: Eukaryota; Viridiplantae; Streptophyta; Magnoliopsida; Caryophyllales; Amaranthaceae
Product: WAT1-related protein At1g43650-like
Exons: 7
Coding region: 26-1195 (389 amino acids)
Cellular component (GO): plasma membrane
Molecular function (GO): transmembrane transporter activity
Source: RefSeq, a predicted model, not a curated record
AUUAGAGUGAAAAAAAUAUGAGAAAAUGAUGAAGUAUUGCAAGAAGGUUUCCAAGGGUUGGGGUCCAAUAAUGGGGAUGUUAAUGGUGCAAUUGAUUACAACGGGAUUGCAAAUACUUUCAAAAGUUAUAUUAACACAAGGAACUUUUAUUUUUGCUCUCAUGACUUAUCGUCAUCUUCUUGCUGCUCUUUGCAUUCUCCCCUUUGCACUCUAUUUUGAAAGGGGAACUGGGGUGAAGUUGACCAUAAUGGCGAUGUUUUGGGUCUUUCUUUGCUCUUUAUCCGGGAUAACAAUGGGAAUGGGAAUGUUCUAUUAUGGACUUAGGGAUACGUCAGCUACGUAUGCAACCAAUUUCCUCAAUUUGAUUCCGAUUGUUACUUUUCUCUUUUCAAUCAUUCUAAGAAUAGAGAAAUUAAAAUUGAAGACCAGCAAAGGAAAAGUUAAGGUAACAGGAGCAAUGUUGUGCUUGGCUGGAGCUGUUAUUAUUAGUGUGUACAAGGGAACUUUACUUUUUUCUGAUGGUCUUCAUCAUAAUCAUCACCCUGUUCAUCACCCAACUUUGACCAUUGUAAAGAAAGUCAUACCUGAUUACACACAUGGCAGUAUUCUAUUGGUUGCAAGUCUGUUAUCCUAUGCCACGUGGUUCAUAUUACAGGUGAAGUUAAUAAAGGCAUUUCCAUUGAAGUACUGGGCAACAAUGUUAACUUGUUUUUCAGCGGCAAUUCAAUCAGCUGUCGUUGGUCUUUGCUUAGACAGGAAAACUACUUCAUGGAAGCUUGGAUGGAAUCUUGAAUUGGUUACCAUUGUUUACUCGGGAGUGUUGGCAUCAGCAUUGUCAUUCUGUGUAAUUUCAUGGGCGAUAUCAAGAAAAGGUCCUACAUUUCCAGCUAUGUUUAAUCCAUUAGCUUUGAUAUUCAUUGCCAUUAUUGAAGUUCUAUUCCUUCGGGAAGAACUCAGAAGUGGAAGUUUACUAGGCAUGUUGGUGAUUAUACUGGGUUUAUAUAUGUUUUUAUGGGGCGGUAGCAAAGAGAAAAUUAUGACAUCCACUCUGCCAAAAUCAUACAUUAAUGAAGAAAAAGCAUCCAAAAUCAAUAAUCAAACUGUGAUUGCGCAAUCAACAGCAACUAUAGUACCAGCAGCAUCCCCUGUUGGUCAUGGAUUUGAUGAUCAUCAUCAUGAUGGUAAUGGAGUUUAGAAACUUAUCUAGAUAAAUUGUAUGUAUGAUUAGUUAGUUUUCUAGGAACAUCAUGUAUUUUAUGCUAAGAAAAUUUUGAACUUAUAAGGGAAAGAAAAUGAUUUGUUGUAAUAUUUUGACUCAUUUUAGAGCACUACAAGAAGGG